Messenger RNA from Callithrix jacchus (white-tufted-ear marmoset), 1724 nucleotides. Lineage: Eukaryota; Metazoa; Chordata; Mammalia; Primates; Cebidae. The record is from RefSeq and is a predicted model, not a curated record.
CCGCCAGAGCCCGCGCCCUCGGAGACCCGCCGCGCCCCAGAGCUCCAGGAGCCGCGAAUUCCGCCUGGGGAGUUUCCGCGGCUGCUUCCCGCUGGAAUCCAGAAGGAAUCUCGGAAAGGCCCGGCCCGGCGCGGGCGGGAACAGGCGCCUCCCUGGGAGCCCCCCCGCCCACGGGCUCCACCUGGCGCUGCUACCUGAGGCGCCGCCCCCGUGCCCGCGCGGCCCUUCCCGCCAACCGCCGCCUCCCGCCACCUGGAGCCGCCUGGGCCGCGCCGGAGGAGGCUGGUUGCCCAGGAAACCGCUAAGCCCGGGCUUCCCGCCGCCCGAGGGGCCCGCCAGCCUCCUCCCCGCAGCCAUGCGCCCCCGUGCGCGAGGCCUCCUGGGGACGCGGUGGCCACUGAGGCACCUACACCCGGAGGCUGCAGCCAGGCCCUCCGAGGAGGCCCAGCCGCGGGCGCCAUCCGGACCCAGCUCGUGGGACAGAGGCCCCUGCUGGCGGGGGAGGGACGGAGAGAGGGAGGCCGGACCAGGGCGACUGGGAGAAACCCACCAGGGACCCCCCGCCCCCAGCUCCUCGGAGAGAAGCCUUCGCCAGUGGGACCUUGUUGGGGGCGAGAGCUCCAGUCCCUCCGACCGCCGGUGCGCUGGGAGGGAGGCAGGCCUUGGGGCAUCUCUGUGUGCUCUGCCAGGUCCCCCACAGCGGCCGCGCCAGCGCCAUCCCGAGCCAGCUGCGUCCACGGAACCCCCUCCUGAGUCUCCUCUUGGGCUCAGCCUCGGGCUCUCGCCUCCCCUACCUCCAUGGGUGCCCACCGCCCGCACCCACGUCCCAAGCCUGGCAGCAGCAGCCGCCCCAGCCUGAAGGGAUCCUGAGGCGACCCAGGCCGCGGGCUCCUGAGACCCUCUGAAGGGUUGGGCGUGGGGAGACGCCAUUCUUGUCAGAGGAGCCAGCUGCCCUGCACCUACUGGGCCCGGGACCACUUACUCCAGAGGCCCCUACUGGGCCUGGGGACCACCCGCUCCCCAUUCCCGCGCCUGCGGGAGGCAACAGAAAGAGCCUGGACAGGGCCUGUCUCUACUCCAUUUUGCCACAGUUGUCUGAGAAGCCAGAAAAAGUUUUCAGAACUGCCAGCCCUUAAAAAAAAACAAAAAAGGAAGAGAAGAAAUGGGAGCAAGCAGCCCUCGUCAGCAGACUGGGAGCGGCGUGGGCCCAGAGCUAUUUGCAUUCCGGUCUGCGGGGGCUCAGGGAUGCUGAUGACAGGCCUGGUUCCUGGUGGCUCGCCCCCACCUGUGGGCGUCGGGAAGGAUCCUUCCAUGUCUCAGCAGCAGAGGAGGCCCUGGCAGCGUCCUGGCUGUAGCCAUGCAGUCCCAAGGAGUCCCGGUCAUCUUCACCCCACUGGGAGGGGCCACAAGGACCUGGCCCUCUGCCAGCAAGCUUUGUCCCCUCUUGCUGUAGGGAGCCAGUGAUUCUCCUCCGACCUGAUGAUUGCUUGGUUUUUUUCAAAAGGGGGAUUUGGGCGGUGAGAAGUGUAUUUCUGGUGGCUACUCCAGGCUCGCGUGCUGUGAGCCAUUGAAGGUGUGGCCUGCUUGAGUGCUAUGUAAGUAACUGGAUUGUCAGGUGGCACUAGGGGGCCACUGCUGUGUCAGUGCUAAUGAAAGAUGUUGGUUUGUUUCUCAAAUAAAGCCAAACAACCCUCCACGUGCAGAGGCUUGGAUCCUGAUAGAAA